This is a messenger RNA of Leguminivora glycinivorella, 5299 nucleotides long. Its product is annotated as neuroligin-4, Y-linked-like. Gene Ontology annotation, cellular component: synapse; cell surface; postsynaptic membrane. Gene Ontology annotation, molecular function: signaling receptor activity; neurexin family protein binding. The transcript is spliced from 11 exons. Gene Ontology annotation, biological process: synaptic vesicle endocytosis; postsynaptic membrane assembly; modulation of chemical synaptic transmission. Lineage: Eukaryota; Metazoa; Arthropoda; Insecta; Lepidoptera; Tortricidae. The record is from RefSeq and is a predicted model, not a curated record. Bases 398 to 3409 code for a protein of 1003 amino acids.
UGUGGAAAUCAAAGCGCGUGUACAUCAUUUUCAUGAACUUGUAACUUGUUAAGGCAUUAAUAAAGUGUUGUAAGGAAAAAUACUUUGUGGAAGUGUUGCAAAACAUUUAUGAUUUUUCGGUAAACGUACAUGGACACCAGCCCGGUGAAAAAACGCUUCAGUAGUGUCAGUGGAACUAUAUUUUUCUUAUGAAUCAGUAGUUUACGUCUCUCUCAGGAGCAAUUUAUGAAAUGUUUUAAAAAUGAUGGCUGUGCUUGGUCAAAAUAUUGUGCCAACAUUUUUACAAGAAGUUUACUUACCUAAAGACGUAUGUUUAAAUAUUUCAACGCAUUAUAGUUUGAAUAAUAUUGGCGAAAUUCAAUAAAUAAUGGGACCCCACAGCUGACAUUAUCUCAAAAUGGCUAAUAUAAGACUGCCGCUACAUAUAUGCAACUCAAUCAAACAGUAUACUCUUAACGCCAAAUCGAAGUUAAUAAAUGACCCAAACUUAGACAUAAAGGCUGGAAGGCGGUCCGCAUAUUUAAAAACAAAUAAUAUUUAUUGGAAAUCGAAGCAAACAGAUAAAGCAAAGUUGGUAAUAUUUCUCAUUCUACUCCUUCCAAGAAGUUCAUGUGGCAAUAGUUACAGCGGCGGAAGAAAUUCUAUGCUUAGGACAAGAGUGAUUGGAACAAGAUACGGUAAAAUGCAAGGUGUUAUAUUGCCAAUGGAUCAACAUAAAUUCUUGAAACCAGUGGAAGCGUAUUUAGGAGUACCAUAUGCGACUCCACCUACCGGGUCUAACAGGUUCGCGCCGACGCGCGCUCCAGCGCCCUGGGAUGACGUAAAGCAAGUCGACCAAAUGGGUCCAGUGUGUCCUCAACGCUUGCCCGACAUUUCAAACGAGACUCUUGCUUUGGAGAGAAUGCCCAAAGGUAGACUGGAGUAUUUAAGGAGACUGUUGCCAAGACUGAAGAAUCAAAGCGAGGAUUGCCUCUACAUGAACAUUUACACCCCCGUACAAGUGGGUCCGACAUUGCAGGCCAAAUAUCCAGUUGUUAUUUUUAUCCAUGGAGAAUCUUUUGAAUGGAAUUCUGGAAACGUUUAUGACGGAGCCGUUCUAGCCAGCUAUGCGGGGCUUGUUGUUAUCACAAUCAACUACAGACUAGGUAUCCUAGGAUUCUUAAAUGCCAACCCCAUCCCUCAUCUUAAAGCUAGGGUUGCCAACUACGGACUCAUGGACCAAAUUGCGGCGUUACAUUGGGUUCAACAAAAUAUAGCUUUGUUUGGCGGAGACUCUGGUAAUGUAACCAUGCUGGGGCAUGGUUCUGGUGCUGCAUGUAUUAACUUUUUGAUGAUAUCACCGACAGUAAUGCCAGGGCUUUUUCAUCGAGCUAUACUGUUAUCUGGUUCUGCAUUAAGUUCAUGGGCUCUCGUAGAAGAUCCUGUUAGUUUUUCCGUCCAACUGGCCAAGCAAUCAAAUUGCACCUUACCGGAAGACAUUGUUAAGGAUCACGAAUUAAUUGUUGAUUGUCUACGUGAAGUCCCACUGGAAGAGCUUAUGUCGGCGGAAAUCAAUACGCCUAGUUAUUUAACAGCUUUUGGACCUUCCGUUGAUGGAGUUGUAGUCAAAACAGACUACGCUAAAGAAUUACUCACCUAUUUCAUUCCAAACGAUCUGCAAGGUUUUACAAGUGUUUCCGGAGUUAAUAACUUUAAAGCUGAUAAAAGAGGUGGCGAUAGGAUAUUCGGGAUAAGGGGUGGGCAAAACAAAUAUGAUCUGCUUUUCGGAGUGGUUACGAGUGAAGCGCUGUGGAAAUUCUCAGCUCAAGAUAUACAAAACGGAUUUGAGGGUGAACGGAGGGACAGGAUAAUAAGGACUUACGUAAGGAACGCUUACACAUAUCAUUUGAGUGAAAUAUUUUUCACAAUUGUCAAUGAAUAUACUGAUUGGGAACGAACAGUUCAGCAUCCAAUCAACACUCGAGACGCAGCCGUAUUAGCACUCUCGGAUGCGCAAUAUGUAGCACCAUUGGUUCAAACUGGGGACUUCUUAAGCGUGGCUAAGAGCUCGCCUGAUUCUGGGCCAAAUGCGUUCUUCUAUGUUUUUGACUACCAAACGAAAGAUGGAGAUUAUCCACAGAGAAUGGGUUCUGUUCAUGGAGAAGAGUUACCGUAUUUAUUCGGAGCGCCGCUGGUCGACGGCUUAGGUCAUUUCCCAAAAAAUUAUACAAAAUCAGAGGUUGCAUUAUCUGAAGCUUUCAUAUUUUACAUUGCAAACUUCGCGAGAACUGGGAAUCCUAAUGAAGCUCUGCGACAGGAAGCCUUGUUACCAAUAUCAAGAGAACGCAACAGAUACAAGAGCAUUGUUUGGGAUGAAUAUGACACUUUGCACCAGAAAUAUCUAGAAAUUGGCAUGAAGCCGCGCAUGAAAAACCAUUACCGGGCCCAUCAGCUGUCCGUGUGGCUGCGGUUGAUCCCGGAGAUACACAGGGCCGGCAUGAAGGACGUGGUUGCAAAACACAACCUUUUCCGAAACCACAACGACCCAGAACUAUACGACGGACUAGUCCGGCCUGAUCCGCUCACCCGAGCUAACUACUUUGACCCCACACUUGAGCUUUACCGCAGGCCUAUAUACAAUGUUACCUUAGAUGUGCCGUCCACUACUAUGGAUACGUUCGUGACUACUUGCGUGAGCGUUAUGUCAGCGCGGCCAGGCUCCGCCGUUACCCAGGCUCAGACACCGAACAGCACUCAUACACAAGACAUUUCCAACUUGGAAGUGGCCGGCUACACAGCUUACUCUACGGCUUUAAGUGUCACUAUUGCUAUUGGGUGUUCGUUACUCAUCCUAAAUGUUCUCAUUUUUGCUGGCGUAUAUUACCAGAGAGAUAAAACUCGCCUGCAAGUAAAAGCUUUGCAACAACAACAGAAACGUUCACACAACUCUACUUUUGAAAGCGUCUCUUCAAAACACCCUCACUAUUUUAUCGGGCAUUCUCAAAGUUCAAGCACAAUUGUUGACAUCGAUCAUCAAGAUAAGAAUGCUAUUAUUGCAAUGACAAAUCGCGUACCACAUUUUUCAAAUGCAAACUGUCCCAAUGUUUGUCACCCUGGCAUACAAAUGUCAAAUCUAUCUCAAAAAGCUAGCCCUCCAACUAGUAGAGGUCAAUGUACUACUCUGCCAAGGAAAGUAGGAUUUAGCUACCAACAACAAAAUCAAAUAUGUAAUGCCUCAAAUUGCAUGACUUUACCGAAGAAUGCAACAUUCGUGAGCAGCUCGAGUAACCUGCCGGACGUGCAGGCGCAGACGGGCCAGGGCCACGCGGCCGGCAACGGAGCGGCGCUGCCGGCGCCGGGCUCACCCUCCGCCCAGCACUUUCAGAAAUCCCGGGUUCCUCAAGCGGCCAUGUCCGAAAUGAAUGUAUGAGAAAUGGAAGAUAUUUACAAUUAUGUGUAAAGUGAUGACACUGUGCAGUGUGAGCGAUACCUACAUACACUGUAGAAACAAAUUGUAAAUCACUGGAUAAUGCAUGGUUGUAAAUAUCUUAUCAGAAAACUGUACAUAUUAUCGAUGUAAGUUGACUUAAUUACUCCAAAAACAGGUACUUUUUACGUUAAUUUUAGCAAUGUAUCCGAAAGAAUUUGAUGUCUAAGUCAAUGUCUGUAUAAAAUCUUACUUUUAGUUGACUCUUGUAAAUAAGUAUAGUUAUAAAUUAAAUAAUGAUAAAUAUCUUUCCAUUUUAAAUGGAUUUAACCAUUAAGAUAAUUAGUUGAUCUUCAUAUGAUUAGAAUCGUUUUAAGAUCUACAAGCCCGUUUCACACUAUGUACUCGUAUGUUCAAAUUUUACAGAUGUGUGGUAUAGUCAUAUAAUGACGUAAUUAAUGUAAAUAAUUUAGAAUCUUAAAGACUGUAUACUUGUAAUAGGAAAAUGUUUAUGUUUACGUAGAAACAUACUAAGCCGAAAGAAUAUAAUUAUAAUUAUAACUCAUUAGAAAUAAUAACAGUACUUUAAUUUUCGCUUUUCCCUUCAGAUAUUUAUUAUAAACAUAAUUAUGGUUAAUAAUAGGUACGUCAUAAACAUUGUACAAGCCCUCUUUUUUUCCAUCUAAGUAGUAUUAAAUAUUAAUAAAACUACAUUUUUAUAUUACUAAGAAUGGUUAUGCAGAUAUUUAAAAAAAUUGUUAUUGAUGAAUGGUCUCUAGAUUUUAUUAAUGAGCUCCCUAAAUACUCUGACACGACUAGUUGACUACACAAUACACAUGUACGAGUAUGUAACUAUAUAACCGUAUAUUUUCAUAUACAUUGCCUCUAGCGUGUUUUGUGUACUUAUAACAAUGCAAACGCAGACUUAUGGGAGUACUUCGAAGCAUAAUAACGAACUUUUAAAAUUUAACCGAAAUGAACGCAAACUAAUGGCACUAAACACGUCUACUGUGUACCUAUAUUGAUGACUAUACAUAAAUUGAAUUAAUCCUCCGAUGUCUUUACAUCAUCAGUAAGGAUAUUCUUUGAUAAAAUAUGACUGCGAUUUCACAAUAAUUAAUUUAAAAAAAAAGAUCAUUAGAGUGUCAAUAUUUUUUUGACAACUUCUUCGAAACAAUACAUGGCCUAAUCCAAAUGAGAUUUAUAACUGAGCCGAACUAUAAAAGAUUUGAAGCGACUGUCACAAGGACUAUCAUUUGAAACAGUAAAACAAAUAAGUAUAGGGGAAGCCACGGGCAGUAAAAAGACGACUGUUGGAAGGGCGUUUAAAAGAUUUGUCACCAUCAUUAAAUAAUAUCAAAACUAACUUACUUGAUAUACCGGGUGCGCCCUGUAACACUAGGAAAAAUUUAACUGUAGGCUAUACUCCGUAAACUGACCAAAAUUUAUUCAGCGACUUUUAAAAAUUAUAAAGAUUAAACGUUGGUCAGUUUAAGGAGUUAUAGUCUACAUUUUAAUUUUUUACUUUUGUUACAGGGCCCACCCGGUAUAUUGAAUUUAGAUUCUUCAAACUUUCAUUGACAUAAUGCAUUGUUAUUUGUAUGUAUAAUUUACUUGCAUGUAUUGGCUAUACAUAUAACUAUUACUCGACUCAUGAAGUCAUGACUUACUAAUUUACGUGUCAGUUUAUGUAAUAAUUAUUAUAAUGCUUUAUUUAUACUUUUGUGUGAAAUGUAUCUACUGACGGUUUUUUUAUUAUAUUUAUUGAUACUUAAUGUUUUCUAAUCAAGUGCGUAAUUUCCUGUUUAUCGAUAAAACAUCAUAAUUACGUGUUAAUGAAAUGUGUUAAAAUUAUUAAUGUAAAAGUUACCUAACCGUUACUAUGAAUUCUUA